CAAACACACAGCGCGGGCUGAUUUCCGCGCAACCCUUCUUCCCAUACACCCGUGCUCCGUGUUUCGUGCUCUGCACCUCACCAGCUCCAGCAGCACCAACCACCUCUCAACUCACGAGCCAACAUGAGCUACGAGGAGGACGACGAGGAUCGCUCGUACUACCAUGGGCGCAUUUCGCGAGACGAGGCCGUGUCGCGGCUCCACGAAGGCGGCAAGGAUGGCUCGUUCCUGCUGCGCAUGAGCGAAUCACAGGACGGCGUCUACACCGUCUCUGUCAUGCAAGGGACUGCUGUGCGUCACAUUCGUGUCAUCAACAAGGACGACGGAGGAUAUGCCUUGAGCCCCGCCGAUCCAAGCGUGCCCUCCGUCUGGGAACUCAUCCAACGGCAGAUGAACAGAACACUCACCAACUCCUUUGACACAUACGACAACGUCGCCUUGAGGCAUCCGCUGCAGGCGCCGGGCAGCGUGAUUGCGCCCGAUCUGCUGUGCAAGGCGGAGGAGGCCGGCAUGGACGCGUCGGAGUUUGACCAGGACGUCGCCGCGUUCCUCGAGGGCGGGGUUGACAGCAAAGAGCUUGUUCGCCGCCGCUCCAAGAAAUACGGCCCACGCGGCAAACCCCAGUCGGAUAUGGUGCGCGAUGCCCUCGGCACCGUUGACAGCGACGUCGAGCGCUUCAUGAACGGCGGAAUCAGUGCGAAUGAGCUGCAUCGUCGCCGAUCUGUCAACACCCGGCCCGCGCGGUCGUCGUUGCCGGCUGUGCAGGAGGCUGGAGCGCGCAGCUGAUAAAACGCCGGCUACUUCUGCAUCGUCGUCAUCAUCAUCAUUGUCGCCUUUGUUGUUGUGUGCUGUGUGCACUCUCACACAUACGCAACAGCGCCACUCACUCCUUCGUGUUACCGCCAUUCACUCUUGACCUGUUUCUUCUUGCUGGCUUGCUUUCGUUCCCAUCGCUCUUUGUCGCACACUCGCACUUCCCCUCGGCCGUCGCAUUGGCAGUUCACCCACUGCUAUGUCGUCGUCAACCUCGGGAUCUGAUGUGCGUCGCUGUGCUUGUUUGUGUCACUCAACAAACGACCACAGCCACAACCUCUCCCACACAACGCAUAAUUGGUGUUGCUUUUUUUUUUUUUUUUUUGGCUUAGUUUCGUCUUGAAUCACCACACAUCAUCAUCACGACUCCAGCCUCAGCCCCGCAUGCCUGCCUUCGUUCGUUCCCUCUUCUCCGUUAGCUCUCCGCCGCCCUCUGAACACCACAAGAUGUGUGCACGUGGUUAAUUGCUUCAUUUACUCUGCAGAACAUUCACCAUUGAAUCCCAGGCAAACCCACAAACAAACACGUGCAUGAAACGAAACAAAAACACAGACCCACGACACACGUCAACGCAUUAAAUGCAAAUGGAAAUGUG
Salpingoeca rosetta is the source of this 1409-nucleotide messenger RNA. RefSeq lists its product as uncharacterized. Gene Ontology annotation, biological process: phosphatidylinositol phosphate biosynthetic process. Gene Ontology annotation, molecular function: 1-phosphatidylinositol-3-kinase regulator activity. The transcript has 10 exons. Bases 124 to 786 code for a protein of 220 amino acids. Lineage: Eukaryota; Choanoflagellata; Craspedida; Salpingoecidae. Gene Ontology annotation, cellular component: phosphatidylinositol 3-kinase complex. The record is from RefSeq and is a predicted model, not a curated record.